AUGCUUAUUGUUGGUCUCACUGGCGGCAUCGCCACAGGAAAGUCGACGGUGUCUAAGCAAUUAGUAGAAAAGCAUAAGUUGACGGUGGUAGAUGCUGACUUGAUAGCAAGAGAAGUCGUUUAUCCAGGUAAAAGUGCCUACAACAAGAUCGUAGAAACUUUUCAAAAGGAUGUGCCCGACUUGGUGAACCCAGAAGAUUUGUCACUUAAUAGAGCUGCUUUAGGAAAAGCAGUCUUUGGAAAUAAGGAAAGAUUGGCCAAGUUGAAUGCUAUAGUCCAUCCAGCUGUCAAAUGGGAGAUAGCUCGCCAGAUAUUGAGAGCUUACAUCAGCUUUAAAGAAUUGGUGAUUCUUGACGUGCCCUUACUCUACGAAAGUGGUUUACAUAAAGUCUGUGGAUUAGUUAUAACAGUUUCGUGUGGUAAGGAUAUCCAGAUUCAUCGUUUGCUAGCAAGAAACCCAGAGUUGACCACGGAAGACGCCGAAAAGAGAGUUAAUAGCCAACUCCCAAUUGAAAUCAGAAAUUACAGAGCUGAUUUGGUUAUUGAUAACAGCAAAGAUCUCGCCAGCUUACAAAGAUCGGUGGACUCCAUUGUUCACGAGAUUAGACCUUACCGUUUAAUGACCAUUCUCGACUAUUUCCCACCUUUCGCUAUAUUAUCUGCAUUAUAUACGUUUUCGUUAAAGACACUUAUAGAGAAGUUCAAGGGCAAACGUCCACCCAAGCUGGACUAG
Scheffersomyces stipitis CBS 6054 is the source of this 732-nucleotide messenger RNA. It is a transcript of the gene COA5, whose product is annotated as putative dephospho-CoA kinase. The coding region runs from base 1 to 732 and encodes 243 amino acids. Gene Ontology annotation, biological process: coenzyme A biosynthetic process. The transcript has a single exon. Gene Ontology annotation, molecular function: dephospho-CoA kinase activity; ATP binding. Lineage: Eukaryota; Fungi; Ascomycota; Pichiomycetes; Serinales; Debaryomycetaceae. The record is from RefSeq and is a predicted model, not a curated record.